AUGACGCACAUGACAACAACUACCUCUACUCCCAAUGCGACAGCCAUGGGUAAUGGGAAUAAAAAGGGUAUGGCAACUUCAUUCUCUGCUGGGGAUAUAGAUAGACAUGGUUCAAAACUUCUGGAUAACAAAGAUGUAACAAAAUGGACAUCAGUCGAAGUACAACAUUGGAUCAAAGAACAAUGUAGAAAUUAUGAAUUGAAAAAGGCUACAGCUGAAAAGUUUGAAAUGAAUGGUCAGGCUCUAGCAUUGCUUACCAAACAUGACUUUCUUAGACGUUCACCAGACGGAGGAGAAAUACUCUAUUAUUCAUUACAACGACUAAUUAAUCCAAAUAAAGGAGAUUCAGUUCGUCUUGAUCAAAAUGGAUUUAAGAAUGGAUCACACAGUCCACGACCUAAAAUAGUUGAACUUAGUCCUGAUGAUGAAGAAUCUCACAAUGAAGUAGAUGCCUCAUCACCAAAGCCAAUUAUUGAAGAACCUGAUGAUCCACCCAAAAUUCGAAAAUCACAGUCACAUACACCACGCAAUAAUUUUCAUCACUAUCCACCUCAUGGUCAUCCCUUAUUUUUUAGUCAGGGACACGUUGCUCCAGCUGUAAUGACAAUGCCUGCAGGUACUGCUGCAGCAUUUUUUCAUACACAUCAUCAACAACAACAACGGCGACAAGGAAUUCCUGAAGAAUUUAUCCACGCUCAGCAUCCAAAUAUACAUCCAGGACAUGUUUUGCAUCCACAUCUAUUUCAGCAAUAUAAUCCAAUGAUGACUGCUCGAGGAAUAUUAAUCGAAGUUAUGGAUGAUGUAGAUCCAACGCAAUUCAGUUCAGACGGAGCUAAUGGUGCUCCAUUCGAUGCUAAUGAAGGAAUCUUUAUGGUUUCAAUUAAUGGACAACGAUAUGUCAUGAACGAAUCACAAGUAAGACAAUUGGUUACUGAAGUUUAUCAACAACAAGCUUAUCAAGAAACUCAACAGCAACAACAACAACAGCAACAUUAUCAACAGCAACAACAAUAUUUUCAACAGCAACAGCAACAUUAUCAACAACAACAACAACAACAACCACAUCCACAUCCCCAGCCUCAUCCCCAGCCCCAUCCCCAGCCCCAUCCACAUUAUCCACAUCAGCAAUAUUAUCCACAUCAACAACAGCCACAAUAUCCACCACAUGCACAACAUCCACAACGUCCUGUCCUAGAUCCAAGGUUUCCACAACAUCCAUCACCAACAGCCCCACCACCGCCAGCACCACAACGUUUUUAA
Adineta steineri is the source of this 1260-nucleotide messenger RNA. NCBI's taxonomy places the organism in Eukaryota, Metazoa, Rotifera, Eurotatoria, Adinetida, Adinetidae. The record is from the annotation of a GenBank genome assembly.